Molecule: messenger RNA, 1875 nt
Organism: Phoenix dactylifera (date palm)
Lineage: Eukaryota; Viridiplantae; Streptophyta; Magnoliopsida; Arecales; Arecaceae
Product: RNA-binding protein L
Cellular component (GO): cytosol
Molecular function (GO): mRNA binding
Source: RefSeq, a predicted model, not a curated record
AACUCCCAUCCCAAAUCCCUCUUUUCUGGUGCUCGAUCCCUGAUUCUAAUCUAGGGUUAGGGUUGUCUCCUCCCCCGCCCUUAUCCACUCCCUCUCUUUCCCUAUCCCUCCCUACUCUCUAGGGUUAGGGUUUCCGCUCCUAGAGCUUGUCUCCUUCUUUACCCUCCUAUUAUCUUACCCAAGGCUAGGGCUAGGGUUGUUUGUUCUCUUCUCUUUCCUAGGGUUCGUGUCUCAUCUCGUCUCCCUUCUUUCCCCUUCUUCCAAGAUGAUGCAACCCGCCGGAGGAAUGGUGCAGCCGCCGAUGGUCCCGCCCCCGAUGGCCCAGCAGCACCAGAUGCCGCCGCAGCAGCAGGCGGCGCCGCCGCCGCAGCAGCAGUGGGCGAUGAUGCCGCCGCCGCAGUACCCCCAGGCCCAACCGCAGCCCAUGUGGAACCAGCAGCCCUCCCAGAUCCCUCCGCCGGUGCAGCCGCCGCCGCAGCUCCAGCCCCCGCCCCAGUACCCGGUCCCGACCCCCGUCCCGGCCGUUGCGCCUUCCCCAGUGACAGUCGCGGCGCCCCAGCCAGCCUCCGGUGACGAGAUCCGCACUCUCUGGAUGGGCGACCUGCAGUACUGGAUGGACGAGAGCUACGUCCACGGCUGCUUCGCUCACACUGGAGAGGUUGUUUCAGUUAAACUCAUCCGCGACAAGCUGACUGGGCAAUUGCAAGGUUAUGGUUUUAUCGAGUUUGCAAACCGUGCUUCUGCAGAACGAGUUCUUCAGACAUAUAAUGGACAAAUGAUGCCUAAUGUAGAGCAAGUUUUCCGAUUGAACUGGGCUAGUGCUGGAGAGAAACGUGAUGAUACUCCUGAUUAUACAAUAUUUGUUGGGGAUUUAGCUGCAGAUGUUACAGACUAUAUAUUACAAGAGACAUUCAGGAGUCACUAUUCCUCUGUCAAAGGGGCAAAAGUUGUAACAGACAGAAUUACUGGACGGUCAAAGGGCUAUGGUUUUGUGAGGUUUGGGGAUGUAAAUGAACAAACACGUGCCAUGGCUGAAAUGAAUGGGAUGUUCUGUUCGACAAGGCCUAUGCGGAUUGGUCCUGCCACGUCCAAGAAAACUAUGGGAGUUCAACCAAAAGCUUCUUUUCAAUCUGCUACUGGAACUCAGUCCGAGAAUGAUCCAAAUAAUACAACCAUUUUUGUUGGUGGGCUGGAUUCAAAUGUUACUGAAGAAGUUUUGCGGCAGGUUUUUAGCCCAUAUGGCGAGUUGGUCCAUGUAAAGAUACCUGUUGGCAAGCAUUGUGGGUUCGUCCAAUUUGCUAACAGGCCAUGUGCAGAGGAGGCCCUGCUAAUGCUGCAGGGAACUCAGUUGGGGGGGCAAAAUAUACGGCUCUCAUGGGGUCGAAGUCCUACUAACAAACAGCCACAACCGGACCCCAACCAAUGGAAUGGUAGCUAUUAUGGCUAUGGACAAGGCUAUGAAGCGUACAAUUAUGCCCAACCACCCCAAGAUCCUAACAUGUAUGCUUAUGGAGCCUAUCCAGGGUACGGGAACUAUCAGCAACAGCAGUGAACUUUCAGAGACAUGAAGCUGAGUUCCGAUCUGGAUGUUAGCGAUGGUAGCAAUUGGAUAAGUUUUUCUUCGACCCGGAUGGUUGGUAUUUGCAAUUUAUGAGGUUUCUCAUAUACAAAUGCGACCGAUUCGGUUCUUUUGUUUCAUCUUUCAACUUUGUAAUGCUGGCUGAAUCUUUGGGAUCUUUUGUUAGUGGAACGACUAUGCAUUCGGCGUUGUGAUGACUGCUUUGUUGAAGUUUAGAUGGGAAUAUAUGCUUUGCUGUGUAUGACUAUUUCUUAUUUUGAACUAUGAUAUAGAAUCUGUGUGAUCUUUGAUGCUUA